Torulaspora delbrueckii is the source of this 4749-nucleotide messenger RNA. Its product is annotated as myosin 2. The record is from RefSeq and is a predicted model, not a curated record. Gene Ontology annotation, cellular component: vesicle; myosin complex; cytoplasm. Lineage: Eukaryota; Fungi; Ascomycota; Saccharomycetes; Saccharomycetales; Saccharomycetaceae. Bases 1 to 4749 code for a protein of 1582 amino acids. Gene Ontology annotation, molecular function: microfilament motor activity; ATP binding; actin filament binding. The transcript has a single exon. Gene Ontology annotation, biological process: vesicle transport along actin filament; actin filament organization.
AUGUCGUUCGAGGUUGGAACCCGUUGUUGGUAUCCAAAUGAUGAGCAGGGCUGGAUCGGCGGAGAGAUCACGAAAUUCGAAUCCGAAGGUGGAAAAUACCGCCUGGAAUUGACGUUGGAAGACGGCACUGUAGUGCCGAUUGAGACAGACUCACUUGUGUCUAAUGCAGAUGACUCUAAUAAUCGGUUGCCACAACUGAGAAAUCCUCCAAUUUUGGAGGCGACGGAGGAUUUGACCUCUCUAUCGUAUCUGAACGAACCGGCUGUCUUACAUGCCAUUAAGCAGCGUUAUGCGCAAUUGAAUAUAUACACAUACUCUGGGAUAGUGCUUAUUGCUACGAAUCCGUUUGAUCGUGUGGAUCAGCUUUAUUCGCAGGAUAUGAUUCAGGCUUACGCUGGUAAACGUCGAGGUGAGUUGGAACCACAUCUGUUCGCCAUCGCCGGAGAAGCUUACAGAAUGAUGAAGCACGAUAAAAAGAAUCAGACGAUUGUGGUCAGUGGUGAAUCUGGUGCAGGUAAAACAGUAUCUGCUAAAUACAUCAUGAGAUACUUUGCAUCAGUAGAAGAAGAAAACUCUUAUGCCAUGGAUAAUGUACAACACCAGGUAGAGAUGUCUGAGACGGAGCAAAGAAUUCUGGCGACCAACCCUAUAAUGGAAGCCUUUGGUAACGCAAAAACCACGAGAAAUGAUAACUCUUCUAGAUUUGGUAAAUACCUGGAGAUCCUGUUUGACAAGGACACGUCUAUUAUCGGUGCUAAGAUACGGACUUAUUUGUUAGAGCGUUCAAGAUUGGUUUACCAGCCCAGCGUGGAAAGGAAUUAUCACAUCUUUUACCAGCUUUUGGCAGGUUUGCCCCAAGCUCAAAAGGAAGAAUUGCAUUUGACCGAACCACAGGAUUACUUUUACAUGAACCAAGGUGGUGUCACUGAGAUAGCGGGAGUUAAUGACGCUGAUGAAUACAAAGUUACUGUAGAUGCAUUGACUUUAGUUGGCGUCUCUACCGAGACUCAACACCAGAUCUUCAAAAUUCUUGCAGCCUUAUUGCAUAUUGGUAAUAUCGAAAUCAAGAAGACAAGAACUGACGCUUCUUUGUCAUCUGACGAACCAAAUCUACAAAUUGCUUGUGACCUUUUGGGUAUAGAUACCUAUAACUUUGCCAAGUGGAUUACGAAGAAGCAAAUAACCACAAGAUCUGAAAAGAUUGUAUCCAACUUGAACUAUAAUCAAGCAAUUGUGGCAAAGGACUCUGUCGCAAAGUUCAUUUACUCAGCACUAUUUGAUUGGCUAGUAGAGAUUAUCAACACAGUUUUGUGCAAUCCGGAAGUCGCUGAUCAGGUCAGUUCGUUUAUUGGUGUCUUGGAUAUUUAUGGUUUCGAGCAUUUUGAAAGAAACUCUUUCGAACAAUUCUGCAUCAACUAUGCGAACGAAAAAUUACAACAAGAGUUCAAUCAACAUGUUUUCAAACUCGAGCAAGAAGAAUAUGUGAAGGAGGAGAUUGAAUGGUCUUUCAUUGAGUUUAACGACAAUCAGCCAUGUAUCAAUCUUAUUGAAAAUAAAUUAGGUAUUCUUUCACUCCUGGACGAGGAGAGUAGACUACCAGCGGGUUCUGACGAAUCAUGGACUCAAAAGCUUUACCAGACACUGGAUAAACCGCCCACCAACAAGGUGUUUUCCAAACCACGUUUCGGUCAGACGAAGUUUGUCGUUAGCCAUUAUGCUCACGAUGUUGCUUAUGACGUGGAAGGUUUCAUUGAGAAGAACAGAGAUACGGUUUCAGAUGGGCACUUAGAGGUUUUGAAGGCUACAAAGAACGAGACCCUGCAAAAUAUCUUACAGACACUCGAAAAUGCCGCUUUGAAGGUGGAAGAAGCCAAGAAAGUUGAACAAGAGCAAUCGAAGAAGCCUGGUCCGGCCGCCAGAACGGUUCAACGUAAACCUACGCUGGGUUCAAUGUUCAAACAAUCUUUGAUCGAAUUGAUGGAUACUAUCAACUCGACAAACGUCCAUUAUAUUCGUUGUAUUAAACCAAACAGUGAUAAGGAACCUUGGAAGUUCGAUAACUUGAUGGUUCUAUCCCAGCUUAGAGCUUGUGGUGUCUUGGAGACGAUCAGGAUUUCUUGCGCAGGUUUCCCAUCUAGAUGGACUUUCAGUGAGUUUGUGCUCAGGUAUUAUAUCUUGAUACCUUCUGAGGGAUGGUCAAAGAUUUUCAAUGAGGAAUCGACUACCGAAGAGAAUGUCAUUGAAGUUUGCAGAAAGAUAUUGGAAGCAACUGUCACUGAUAAAGAUAAAUACCAAAUCGGUAAUACUAAGAUUUUUUUCAAAGCUGGUAUGCUUGCAUAUUUUGAAAAGCUAAGGUCUGAGAAAAUUCAUCAGUCCGGUGUCUUGAUUCAAAAGAAGAUCAGAGCCAAAUAUUACCGCCAGAAGUACUUGGAGAUUUUGGAUGCUCUCAAAUCUACCCAGAAGUAUGCUCGAGGCUACGUUACGCGUCAAAAGGUCGACAGGCAGUUGAAAACACAUCUGGCUGUUCUACUCCAGCGCUUAUACAGGGGAUCCAAGGUACGUGCACAAACUUUUAACAUUCUCGACAGCAUCGUCAAAAUACAGUCUAAGGUCAGACAGCAAUUGGCUCAGAGAGAAUUGGAAGAAAAAAAUACUCGCAAAGCAGCCGUGGCAAUUCAGAGUAGGGUCAGGUCUUUCAAGCCCCGUAAAAGCUUUCAACGUUCCAGGAAAGAUACAAUUACUGUCCAGUCUCUCAUAAGAAGAAGGUUUGCCCAGGCUAAGCUGAAGAGCAUGAAAGAAGAAGCCAAAUCUGUUAAUCAUCUCCAGGAAGUUAGCUACCAACUCGAGAAUAAAGUCAUCGAGUUAACCCAGAACUUGGCCACGAAAGUCAAAGAGAAUAAGGAGAUGACAGCUCGUCUUUUGGAUUUACAAGAGAAGUUACAGUCAACUGGCGCCUUGCGCAAAGAACUUGAAUCCCAAAGAGAAGUACACGCUGAGGCACUCAAGGGACAAGCCAUCGAGCAUGACGCUCGCUACAAAGAGAUAGAGUUGCAGCUCAAAAUGUCAAAGCAAGAAGUUGAUGAUGCAAAGGAGGAGAUCAGAGUCUUAGCCGCUAAGCAUAAACAGAUUAGUGAAGAUGCUAGGGCACAACUUGAAGAAUUAAAUGGAACUAAAGAGGUACUGAACGAGGCACGCACUCAAAACUCUGAUCUCCAUGAUGAGGUCAAAUCUUUGAAAGAGGAAAUCACUCGUCUACAGAAUGCUAUGAAAUCGGGCGCAGCGUUCGCACAAACGCCCAAGUCGGUCAAGACGUAUAGCAUGAACGGCGGUCCUACCAACCCAUUGAGCUCUCCAGACCAGUUGAACUUAAUAUCUGUCAACGGUCACGCUGAUAACAUCCCCGUCACAGGUUUAGGCAUUGAAUUUGAUAAUCGUUCCACAAUGAGCACUUUAUCUCAAAUCAAUGAUGAGUUAUACAAACUUCUAGAGAAUACCAAAGUGCUGAAUGGAGAAAUCACAGAGGGGCUAUUGAGGGGUUUCAAAGUCCCAGAGACUGGUGUUGCCAUUCAACUAAGUGAAAGGGAGGUGCUAUACCCCGCCAGAAUCCUGAUCAUUAUUUUAAGUGAUAUGUGGAGAUUGGGCUUGACAAAGCAAAGUGAGGAGUUUUUGGCAGAGGUUUUGAAUACCAUACAAAAGGUCGUGCAAUCCCUGAAAGGUGCAGAUGUUAUCCCUGGUGGUGCAUUUUGGUUAACCAACGUUCGCGAGCUCUACUCGUUUGUUAUUUUCGCUCAGGAAUCAAUAUUAAAUGACGAGUCUUAUAACAAAGGACUGACUGAAGACGAAUACAAGGAAUACGUGGUGCUAGUUACAGAACUAAGAGAAGAUUUUGAAUCGCUAAGUUACAACAUCUAUAACAUCUGGUUGAAAAAACUACAAAAGGACCUACAGAAAAAGGCUGUUCCAGCAGUGAUCGUUUCUGAGUCAUUGCCGGGUUUCAAGAAUGAUCCAGGCAAGUUUUUAUCAAACCUUUUCGGAUCCAGCCCAGAGUAUAACAUGGAUGAUAUAUUGACCUUUUUCAAUAUGAUCUACUGGUGUAUGAAGUCUUUCCAUGUUGAAAAUGAAAUUUUCCGUGAGACUGUGUUGAUUUUGUUGAACUUUGUGGAUUCGAUCUGUUUCAAUGACUUAAUUAUGAGAAGAAACUUCUUAUCUUGGAAACGUGGGUUGCAACUCAACUACAAUGUGACAAGAUUAGAGGAAUGGUGUAAAACACACUUCAUACCAGAAGGCGCUGAUUGUUUGCAGCACUUGAUUCAAACCUCCAAAUUGUUGCAAUUAAGGAAAACAGAGCUAGAUGAUGUCAAGAUCCUGUGUGACAUUUGUACCUCAUUGAAGCCUGCACAGUUGCAAAAAUUGAUGUCUCAAUACGCGGUUGCAGAUUACGAACCACCUAUAUCAGAAGAAAUCUUGAACUUUGUCGCCGAAAAGGUGAAGAAAGGUUCUUCCUUGUCUUCGAACGGUAAGUCCGAAGUGCAUAGUGAGGAUAUUUUUUUGAAAGUACCAACUGGACCAUUCGAAGAUCCAUUCGUCGGCAUAGAGACAAGACAGUUCCGUAAAAUCGAAGCAUAUAUCCCGGCCUGGUUAAACUUGCCCACCACAAGAAGGGUCGUGGAACUUGUCACCGAACAAGUGUCACUCCAAGAAUCACAAGCAUUGCUGGAUACAGCAGAACAAGAAGUGCUCAAGACAUAA